AUGUCAAAGCUGGGUGAAGGCUAUAAUGUUCUUGUCGUCGGAGCCGGUGGAAUCGGUUGUGAACUUUUGAAAAAUCUCGUUUACAGUGGAUUUAAGAAGAUCUCGCUAGUGGCUUCUGAGAGCAUCAAACAAUUGCGGAACGAUGUUGAUUUGACACCCUACCAUGCGAGCAUAUUCAGUUCCCGAUUCAAUGAUGAGUUUUUCAAACAGUUUGACAUCGUUUUCAGUGCCCUUGAUAAUCAAGCUGCAAGACGUCACAUCAACCGAAUGUGUGUCUACCUAAACAAGCCCAUUAUUGAAUCCGGAACUGCGGGUUAUUUAGGUCAAGUGGAGCCUUUAGUCUACGCUGAAAGGACUCCAAAAGGACCUCAAGCACCCUGUUUUGAGUGCACCCCGAGGGCGAAUGAUAGACGAACUUAUCCCACUUGUACUAUUCGUAAUACUCCCUCAGAACCGGUUCAUUGCGUUGUCUGGGCGAAAUUCCUCUUUAAUCAACUUUUUGGAGAGGCGGAUUUUGAGAACGAGGAAGUUUCUCCCGAUAUGGACGACCCAGAAGCACAGAACUCCAAAAACCACCAGGAUGAUGAAAAAUCUGAAGAAAACAGCUCCUUAUGGUCGCGAACCGCUGAUUCCUGCGACUUCUCUAUGAGUCCCGAAGAGUCCCUCGCUUUGCGACUAUUCAACAGGGACAUCUCAACGUUGUUGAGCAUGCGCAGCCUGUGGGUGGAUCAUCCAGAUAGACGUGAACCGUGUCCACUGGAUGCAUGCACGUUGAAGGCGGCUAGAGCUCAUCCAGGUCUAGAUGGUAAAGACGGUGCAGAGGGCCUGCGAGACCAGCGACAAAUGAGUUUGGAGGGCUGGAUCAGUCUUUUCCUUUCCAGUACCAGAGCGCUGCGUGGGAAAGCAGGCCUCGCGGACCCUGCGGCCGGGGAUCACAAACCGCUCGUGUGGGAUAAGGUGGGUCGCUUCUCCUCUACUCGCUCUGCUAUGUUCUCCGUUGCGGCAGAUGACCCGGAUGCCAUGGAUUUUGUCGCCGCAGCUUCCAUCAUCCGUGCCAUCCUCUUCCACGUGCCCGGCGCCAAGGAGUUGACCCGUUUCGCGGUGAAAUCUUUCGCUGGGAAUAUUAUUCCCGCCAUUGCUACCACCAACGCCAUCAUCGCCGGUGCUAUGGUGCUACAAGCUCUCAAUGUUCUCCAGGGCCGAAUUGAUGCGGUCCGCACAGUGUUCCUCCAUCGACAGCCGGCCGGUUUCGGGCGUUUUCUGGCACCAUGUCGACCGGUUCCACCGAAUCCAAAUUGCCUGGUGUGCUCGGGGGCACAGACACAGGAGCUGCGUCUUCACUGCGACCCUGCGACGAUGCGUCUGAUUCACCUGAAGGAGAAUGUGCUUAUAAAGCAUUUGGGCAUGAUUGCUCCAGAUGUGGAGAUAGAGGGUAAGGGAAUCAUCCUCAUCUCCUCCGAUGGCGAUGAGACAGAAGACAUUGAACAGGAAACUCUGCUUGACUUCAAUCUGACUGGUGAAGGCUGCCCUCGCCUGCGCUGCGACGACUUCCGACAGAAUAUGACCUUCUACCUGCGCAUCGUCUCCAGCCAGCGAAGUCGUGACAAUUCCAGUUGGCGUGUAGAGGGCGAAUACGAGGCGUCGGAUCAGGAGGCUGCAAAAGAAACAGAUCGUCCCGAGCCACCUCCAACCGGGUCCAAACGCACGCGUGAGACAGACGAUUCCGACAUUGAAGAGGUCUAUUCUUCCAUUGACAAUUCUGAGCCUUCACAACCGUCUAAGGUCCGUAAACUCGGUCUAGAUGAUGGUGUCGUUGAAGGGGAUGAAGACGAAGAGAUUGUUAUGCUAGAUUGA
This is a messenger RNA of Echinococcus granulosus, 1854 nucleotides long. RefSeq names its product SUMO-activating enzyme subunit 2. NCBI's taxonomy places the organism in Eukaryota, Metazoa, Platyhelminthes, Cestoda, Cyclophyllidea, Taeniidae. The transcript is spliced from 9 exons. Gene Ontology annotation, cellular component: SUMO activating enzyme complex; cytoplasm. Gene Ontology annotation, molecular function: SUMO activating enzyme activity. The coding region runs from base 1 to 1854 and encodes 617 amino acids. Gene Ontology annotation, biological process: protein sumoylation. The record is from RefSeq and is a predicted model, not a curated record.